ACGCGACCAAUGCGCGCGCUCCCGAAAAAAGCGGCGUCGCCCGCUGCGGCCUACACGCUUUGGCACGGUCACCGACGGUUGCCCACGCGGGAAUAUGGUUCUGCAAUAUGUACCUGAAAAGCUGUAUGUUUCGCCACUUCGCUGUAGCAGCUGUCUGUCAACUAUGCGCUGUAAUGAUGGUGGCUUGUAAAACGAAGAGAUCUGACCAGUCUACUUAUGCAGAAGCGUAUUUAUUUUCGCGUGCAGCAGAAUGUGUGUCCGGCAUGGAAAACAUUUCGAGGGACUACAACAACAUGGUUGCGAAUGCGGUCUUCUGUAGCCAAAAAUGCCCUGACAUGCACAAGGACGACUUUGACCAGUAUGGUUAUGCGACGUUGGACAGAUACGCCUGUCGGGCGAAGUGUCAACGGAAGCUUCUCGAUGUGCCAGAUACCCCACAGCGUGUAAUUGAAUUCGCAGACGAGAUUUCGUACGACAGCCUUCGCCUCUGCACUGAACAGGCGAAUAUCUCUAAUCAACCUGGAAAGGGUAAGCAUGGUUCAGAAGGUGCAUACCCCGGCUACCAUCCAAGCAGCGUUUUCUUGCAGAAGAAUCACACAAACCACACAGUUAUUUGUGAGCAGGUGGAGGAAAUUGUUUCAAGCCUAUUCGGAUCACUCGAAGAGUGUCGGGCAGCUUGCGAAGACAACAACCUUCCAUCAGAUCCACGGAAGAGAUUUACGCUGCCUUUUACACGGUAUGCCAUAUCUGAGUUGGAAUGUAAGACUGGAUGUCUACUGUGGUUAGAACACUUCAAUGGGACGCACCAUCCCAGACUUUUGUCUGCGGCAUACGAGAACCUUCAGAUUUGUUACUACUAUAGUAAUCGCCUCCAAGGGGCGUCUUGGAAUACAAAGCCUUCACUUUACCCAAAAGACCUGGAUGUCUUAGUGAAGAAAGCAUUUGACGACCAACGACAACGGAUUCAGCGGGAGUGGUACUUUCUCAGACGGGAAGUGCUGCAGUAUUUGAAACCCUUGCAGGAAGAAAGAAAUAAAUUGAUGAAAUUGAGAGCAUUACUCAAAGAACAGCUGUUGCAAGCUCGAGCUGAUCUCGGAGAAACAGAUCUUGGAAAGGGCAUCACUAUCACUCGUGAUGAAGCAAAGCUGAAGGGUACAUCCAGGUUUGAAGCUGAAGGUUUUGUAUCCCAGGAAGAGUGCGAUAUGCUGUUCCAAAUGGGCCGCGCCUCAAGGGCACGGUUUUUUAUCGUACAUGAGGCAGCUGACAGGAAUUUGACUGUCAGGGGAAAUGGAUACGAUGGGAAGGAACAGCCUUUCUCAAAAUUCGAACUCUUCAAAGGCUUCUCACCUGAGAUGGCAGCACAGCUCAUUGCAAGCGGUCAGCUGAAGCCAGAGGCACCACGUGUCUUGUUGAAAUUGGCGGAGCGUGUUCGUGCUUAUAUAAAAGCUUACUUUCAACUUGAACGGGAGCUGUACUACUCCUACACGCACCUCGCCUGCCGUGAGGCACUUCCAGGGGCACAAGAGGGGAGGAAUGACAUGAGUCAUCCAGUCCAUGGAGACAACUGUAAUUUCGAAAAGAAUACGGGAAGGUGCACUAAAGAGAGUCCUGCAUACACUUGGAGAGAUUACAGUUCUGUCGUCUUUCUGAAUGGCGACAUUGAGGGAGGCGAAUUCAUCUUUGGCAGAAGCAUGCAUGACAGAGACGCAACAGUUGUACCAAAAUGUGGACGUGCGGUUGGCUUCGCUAGUGAAAACCUGCACGGAGUUCUGGCACUAAGGAAGGGUGAGCGCUGUAUUUUAGCCCUGUGGCUCACGUUUGACCCUCAGCACGAGGAAGGUGGCCUGACGGACGCUGCGAAGGUGAUCUACAGAGAGCAGCGAGAAGAGGCAUAGCUGCAAAGUUUGUGUCGGCCUCCCUGUUUUUGUGGGAAAUCAUACCUUGCAUAACAGUUGUGUAGAGCUAUAGUUGUGUUUUUAAAUUUAGGCACUAACGAAAAAUAGGCUCAAAUGAUAUUUUGGCAGCUUUGUGACAUACAUUAUUUACAGCUAUGUUUUUGUACGGUUCUAUUGUUGACUAUUAUUAUAUACCAAGUCGAGCUUCCAGACCUUUUUGGUGCUUUUGGUUACUGUACAGAUCUGAUGCUUGGAAUGGAAGCUCUGAAAAUAUACAUUUGUUAUGAAAGUGA
Molecule: messenger RNA, 2188 nt
Organism: Ornithodoros turicata
Lineage: Eukaryota; Metazoa; Arthropoda; Arachnida; Ixodida; Argasidae
Product: prolyl 3-hydroxylase 1-like
Exons: 13
Coding region: 108-1895 (595 amino acids)
Biological process (GO): collagen metabolic process
Molecular function (GO): oxidoreductase activity, acting on paired donors, with incorporation or reduction of molecular oxygen; iron ion binding; L-ascorbic acid binding
Source: RefSeq, a predicted model, not a curated record